Perca fluviatilis (European perch) is the source of this 3367-nucleotide messenger RNA. It is a transcript of the gene dennd2da, whose product is annotated as DENN/MADD domain containing 2Da. The transcript has 17 exons. Bases 195 to 1934 code for a protein of 579 amino acids. Lineage: Eukaryota; Metazoa; Chordata; Actinopteri; Perciformes; Percidae. The record is from RefSeq and is a predicted model, not a curated record. Gene Ontology annotation, cellular component: nucleoplasm; cytosol.
CAUCCGCUUGCUGCUUCAUCGUCGCUAGCAACAGUUGUUUACACUGCCUACAUACGCUGUGGAAGAUGACAUUUUAAGCCGGUACUUAUUGACGGAGGAAUAAAGUUAUGACAUAGCAUUUAACAAGUCGUAACGUUAGAGGAACUGGAUUCGGUGAAUAAAAAGAUUUCAUUCAUCUGCUCCAGCCAAGACAAAUGGACAAGACGUCAAGGCAAGCACAGGUGAUGUCGGAGCAGCAGCUGUCUCCAAACACAAGAAGGAGUUUCAGCUUCUCAUCUCUCCGUAUAAAAAAAAGGCACAACAGUAAUGAAGAGGGCGGAUUUACACGGCGGAGAGGGUUGUUUUCUUUUUCAUCAGUACGGGAGACAUCGACAAAGGAGUCAGUCCCAGAUGAAGAUGGUGCCUCACAGCAUUACUGUCCUCAGGACCUGGUGAAGAACACAGGUGAGCAGCCCAAAGCUAACCACACCUCUGACGUGGCUGGUAAACCCCCAGCGAUCCCAUCCGGACACGAUGAAGGCGGACGACAAGGAGCCUUCAAGCGCUUCACUGUCAGGUUUCCCUCCUUCCGCAAAGGCAAAAGAGACAAAGUCAAAGACGUUGAGCCGACGGAGCCGCUGGGCCCGGUGGUGGCAGACAACGCGUCCAGGCAGCACCGCUACGCCAGCGGUCAGUACUUCUUUGAGUAUCUGGUGGUGGUCAGCCUCAAGAAGACCAAAGAUGGCAGCAGCUACGAACCUCAGAUCACCUACCAGUUUCCCAAGAGAGAUGGGAUGGCGAAAUUUCAGAAGGAGGAGGAGGAGAAGACACUAAAGGCGCUCACCCUCUUCUGUUUCCCAGAGGGCAUCAACUGGGCUCCUUUGACAGAAUAUCACAGCGAGACUUUCUCCUUCGUUCUGACGGAGGUCGACGGCAGCAGAAGAAACGGAUACUGCCGGAGGUUACUGCCGGGAGGGAAAGGAGCGCGGCCCCCCGAGGCUUACUGCAUCAUCAGCACCCUGGCUUGUUUCGGCCUCUUCUCCAAGAUAUUUGACGAGGUGGAGAAGCGGCGGCAGAUCUCCAUGGCGAUGAUCUACCCAUUCAUGCAGAAGCUGAGGGAGGCUCAGUUUCCCGCUCCGGGAAACACAGUGGAGAUUAAGAGCUUCAUUCCUGAGUCGGGCACUGAGAUCAUCAGUCUGACCCGGCCGCUGGAUUCCUGGCUGGAGCAUGUGAACUUCGCCACGCUCUUCGACUGCCUGACCGACGCGGAGGUUUUAGUGGUGUUUGCUUCCGCCAUCUUGGAGAGACGGAUCGUCUUCAUCGCCGAUGAGCUGGGCACAUUAUCCCAAGUCAUUCAUGCAGUAGCAGCCCUGCUUUACCCCUUCACCUGGCAGCACACCUUGAUCUCCAUCGUUCCGGAGAUCCUGAUCGACGUAGUGAUGGCACCCACACCCUACCUGCUGGGAGUCCAGAAGCGCCUGCUGGACCAGGUCACCGACCAGAGUGAUCUGCUGUUGGUCGACUUGUCUGAGGAUAAAAAGGAGACAUUUAUUGUUUCAAUUGGUGAUGAGAGCUCUAUUCUGCCCCCGAAGCUCCAAACUGAAAUACUAGAGGAACUAAGUAACAGACAAAAAGUUUUAACGGUGGAGGAGAUGAACCGGGUGGUGUCAGAAGCCUUCCUGCACUUCUUUGUGAAAACGGUCGGCCAUUACUCCUCGUAUGUGAAAUGCAGCCGUGCUGGAGAGCGGGGGGUGUUUGAAAAGAGAAGUUUCUACAAGGCCAUCGAUUCCAAGACCACGCGGCACUUUGUCAAGAAGUUCAUCCAGACGCAGAUGUUUGACCUGUUCAUCCAGGAGGUGGAGCAGCAGCAGGCUGGACCGCAGCAAGGAAUAUUUCACAAAAAGAUCCUCGAAUACCAAGAGAAGACGAGAAAGGACAAGGCAAAGAAACACUAGCUGUCAGCGUGGGACCCAGCGUGUGUAUAUAUAUAGUUAAAGGAGUCCAUAGGACAAGAUGUGAAUGUAGCACUGUGUGUUUUAUGCCCCGUAUCAGUUUUGGUUUUAAAGGCAGGCUUGGUAACUAUUUCCGGUAUACACUUUUUUUUAAUACAUUGUUUGAAAUGGUCUUCACACCCACGGCAGCAAUAAAUAACUUCUGGGCUCUGAAAAAGGAACGACAAGCAUCCGUCGCCUGUAGCUGUAGCGUUGUUACAGGGUUACCCUGUAACAACGCCCACCAAUCACUGCAGGGGCAAGGAGGCGUUUCAUUGGUUGUUUUUUUCACGCCCUGAUCCCAUUCACACAGUUCCACAUUCAUACCUGGAAGCUGCAACCAGUACAACCACAGUCUGAUCUGCUGAGCCACUGAGCAGCUCACACUGGAGCAGGUUGGAGGUUAAGUGCCUUGCUCAAGGGCACCUCAGUGGUAAUGAGGGAGGGGACAAGCGCUGCUCUUUCACUUUCCCCACCCAGAUUAUAUCCUGUCCGGUCUGGGGAUUGAACCGACCGAUAUAAUUGUAGCAGUACCACUGCUGUAGACCACUGUUCACAGCGAACCACAAACACACAGGGAGGAAUAUUUGCCACAGCUCUUUAUUUGAGGUACGCAUCAGCAAUGAAUCGUCCCACAAUCCGUCUGGAGCUCCCUCGCUCCCACUUGGCCCGAGGCUCUCGGUCUGCGAGGGCAAAACUUGCGCUGUCCAGCCCACCACACCGUGUCCACGUCUCCUCUCUCACAGUCGGCCAUCAAGAGCUUGCUCCGGCUCACUACUGCUUUAAAGGGAGAGCAUGAUUAGACAACUCACUGCAGCUGUAGCAAUCAGUCCCUCCCUACCUGCUCACCUGAGCCACCACAUCCACCCCACACUCCCUCCACACCACCACAAUAAUAUUUAGUUCUGUUAAAUAGAAUCCUAUAGGUCUGGUAAAUCGAAGCUGUCUCUGAGUGGCAUAAUGUCUGCCGUUUUGGACGGUAUUAUUAAUAUAGGCAGUCAGGUUUCCCUGCGCUGUGGGACAACAGGCCAAAAUUAUAAUUCAGUUUGCAGCAAUCCACCAGUGUCUGACCGUAGUCGUGUUUGUUUUCAACAUUCGGUAGGAUAGUUUUAGGUGUUUGCUUACCGUUGAAUGAGACAGGAAGUAAAACUGCGUUCCUCUCUCAGCUCUGCUCUGAAGCAGCCCCGAGGGCGGGGGGGGGAGGAGUUAGAGGGAGCCCCGAGGAGAUGCUACUUUUUAAAUCUUUCCGGCUUUUUAACAUUACCAACCCUGCCUUUAAACAUGUGUGUACCAAUGUGUGAAUUGCUGUACAGCUAUGUUGGCUGCUGCUCUGUGUAACACUGGCAGAAUGAGAGACUUGAGCAGGAAAAUCAUUUAAAUAAAGACUAGUUUUUGAA